AUGGAAUUGGAAAUAUUUUUACGCGAAAAUGAGACUUACGAUGACUUUUAUAGUCGUUGUAACAAUUUGACCCAUUUUGAUUGUAGUGAAGAUGAAAUGUUAUGGUGGAUGAUGGGAUCACGGAGGUUACCAUUGAGUGAAAUCGUACCCAUAAGUAUUAUAUUAGUUGUAAUAUUCCUUACGGGAGUGAUAGGAAAUGUUUGCGUGUGUGUUGUGAUAGUCAGGAACCCAGGACUACAUACCGCGACCAAUUAUUACUUAUUCAGUCUUGCUGUUAGUGAUUUAUUGUUAUUAUUAUUCGGUCUUCCAAAUGAUCUAUCCGUGUACUGGCACCAAUAUCCGUACAGUUUGGGUCUCGUGUUCUGCAAACUACGUGCCCUCAUAUCUGAAGCGGCAACUUAUGUGUCGGUGUUAACAAUAUCUGCAUUUACAUUGGAGCGAUAUCUGGCGAUAUGUCACCCGCUGUACUUAUACGCGAUGGCGGGCCUGACCCGCGCCUCCAGGAUCAUCCUUAUCCUGUGGUUCAUCUCUUUCCUCUGCGCCUCACCGUUUGCUGUUUAUAGCGAGAUCAGCUAUAGAGAUUAUCCACCAAAUUCAGGCAACAUGUCGCUGAAUUCAGCAUUCUGUGCGCUGAUGGCCCCGUCACCUCUUCUAGAACUUAGCAGCAUCUUCUUCUUCUUUGUUCCUGCUGUUCUUAUUCUCUGCCUUUAUGUGACUAUUGCAUUACAUAUAAGGUCAACAAAGAUCACGAAAAAGACGAAAAUCGGACUUUUAAAUGGUCAUGUCCACGGAGAAACAAAACAAGCCAAGUCAAGAAAAGCUAUUAUCAGAAUGCUCGUUGCUGUUGUGGUUGCAUUUUUCGUCUGUUGGGCGCCGUUCCACUUCCAGCGGCUGUUCUACAUCUAUGGCUACGAUCUGCCUCAGUUUCACGUCAUCAAUGAACAUCUCUUCAACGUCGCUGGGGCUCUAUACUACGUUUCAGCGACUGUUAAUCCGAUUCUAUACAACGUUAUGAGUGCCAGGUACCGUACGGCGUUUCACGAGACACUUCUAUGUCGCAAACGAAAGCGAUUUGAAUCACGAGCAAUGGAGAACACGUGUCGGGAUACUAUUGAAUUCUCUACAUACAACAAAUCGAAGUAUAAAAAUCGUGAUUCGCGAAACAGUAUUGCUGUCAAUAAAGUAGAUUUUAUAAAAGAGCCGUCGCCAUUUUGUGUGAGUGAAACUAUCAAGGUCGCUGAAACAGCGGCUUACUUCUUCAAGACGGACGAGAAGAGAGUCAACUUGAAUGGUGAAGUAAUCAAUGAGUUUAACUGA
Papilio polytes (common Mormon) is the source of this 1317-nucleotide messenger RNA. RefSeq names its product neuropeptides capa receptor-like (gene NGR-A25). Gene Ontology annotation, biological process: neuropeptide signaling pathway. The transcript has 7 exons. Gene Ontology annotation, molecular function: neuromedin U receptor activity. The coding region runs from base 1 to 1317 and encodes 438 amino acids. Gene Ontology annotation, cellular component: plasma membrane. Lineage: Eukaryota; Metazoa; Arthropoda; Insecta; Lepidoptera; Papilionidae. The record is from RefSeq and is a predicted model, not a curated record.